CAUUUCUUCCUUGUUUUUUUUCUGUCACAGAAUGGCUGGGCGCGACCAAUCUCAAGAUCGCAGCCGGGAUGCGGCCCGAAGGAAACGGGUACCAGCCCCAACGAUUAAGAAGGAUUCAUGCGGACCAAUCUUUGGAACCCCUGUCAAGUCUGACACCAAGGACGAUCUGAGCAGGACUGUCCAAAAUACUUUGGGCCUCUAUGACAACUUUAAAGUUUUAAAGCCACACGAACUGGGACGCUUGCAUGGUGUACAGUACCAGCCUCAAACACCUGUACCAGGAGACACCAAGAACAUCAGCCACUUCCCUGUCAUCAAUGGACAGACCAAGCCAUCAGGACAGCAUUCCUUGACGCCUAGUGGCAGUGGCAAAACCAGUAGUCAGGUAAAGAGUAGUCCAGCCGAGGGAUCAUCGUCACAUCGACAUGGCAGCUCAAAGCCGGCUCCAGCUGGUGCUUCAUCAUCCUCUUCCAAGGGUGUCAAGCGCGAGCCUGGGACCGCUUCGCAGCUGUCAUCGUCAUCGUCGACGACUUCCUCGUCGUCUUCUAAAACUGCCCACCCUUCCAACCAUGAGAAAUCAAAGGAUAGCAGUCAGAGACGGUCUAAAGACGGUACCUCUGGGGUUAAACCAACAACGAAGGCUCCAGUAUCGGGUAGCUCUGCGGAAUCGAGCAAUUUGCAGCCGAAGGCAUCAACGAAUCAGUCAUCCAAACCGCAUGGCACGCCAUCGUUAUCGUCAUCAUCAUCCACUUCCAAGCCAGGGAGCUCUCGCCCCUCCACAACAAACUCUGCCAGUAGAGGGAGUAGUAACAGCUCUUCCAACUCCAACGCCUCCGAUUCCAAAACGGUUCUCCACCCCAACGGCCUUUUGACAGAGACGUGUCUCAGUAUUACGAACUAUCCCCCGAAACAGAGUGGUGCGAAAAGUGAACAGAAGGAUAGUAGCAAGCAGGCCAGUGGUGGUCACAGUAAAAAGGACUCUGGUCCACUCAGAGAUCUGCCAUUCAUAUCCCCCAUGCCUGAUAUCAUUGCUGACUUCCAGUCUAGAUCCGCACCUAACCCAGCUAGAGAAGGGAAGAAGGAUCGAGAUGGAGAUGCCAAGCAACGUCCAAGGCUGGAUAUUCCAAAAAAGGGUACUCACCAAGGUCACAGUAAACAUAAAGAAGUGGAAAAGAUUUUUGAGAAAAUGACUGCUUUGAAGACUCCAGUAUCUGCCAUACAGACACCUGUCAAAGCUGAAGUGCCUAAGUUUCCCUUUGACGACCUUUCGCAUACAAGUGGUGCACAGCCUACAGUCCCACGUAAGAAGCUGGUUGAAACUAUCAACAAGGAUGCUGAGAAGAAGACUAGCAAGGAUGACAAGGAGGGCAAAGGUUCAAGGUAAGAAAGAGAGGCAGGGAGGAAGAGCGAGAGAAGGAGUGAUGAUGGAGAAGGUUUGCACUGGUGUGAGAGGUGGAAGAAAGAAACAGAAUGAUGAGAUUUUUGUUGUUGUAAGUUUGAUAGCGAAUGCGGGGAUAGUACACUGUAAAAAAACACAAACAUAACCUGUGAUGAGUAGAUGUAUCAAUAAAGCAGAGAGGAAGAGAAAUUAUUGAUUCAUCCAACAUUUGUCAAUCAGGCAAUAGAAAUGGACUUAGAUGUCUGUAUAGGCCUUUUCCAUUAGCUGAAUUAAAUGCUAUCUUGUGAAGAUGUGGUCUUCGGUUUCAUCAACCCCUGAAAAUGUAUUUAAAAAAGGAAGAGAAGAAGAACAUUUCAUGCAUCACUUCAUUCAUCCAUUAAAAAAAAGUAUUAAAAUAGAUUUGAAAACAUCAAACAAAAAAAGAUAUGUAAAUAGGUUUUGUCAAUUUGAGGAUAACCUGUUUAAAAUGUUGGAGACAACAAUAUUUUGUGCAUCAUUUCAUCCAUCCAAAAUGCAAUUCAGAUUGUGUUGGUAAUGAAAUGAUAUAAGGUGCUGCCAGUUUAAGGAUUAUCUGGUUAGAAAUUAAUGAGUCA
Molecule: messenger RNA, 1992 nt
Organism: Strongylocentrotus purpuratus (purple sea urchin)
Lineage: Eukaryota; Metazoa; Echinodermata; Echinoidea; Camarodonta; Strongylocentrotidae
Exons: 6
Coding region: 32-1384 (450 amino acids)
Biological process (GO): regulation of gene expression
Cellular component (GO): super elongation complex
Source: RefSeq, a predicted model, not a curated record